UAUGUGUGAUGCAAGAUAUUGUUGACUAGAGCUGAAUUGUCUGAGGAGAUUCAAUUUGAUUGAAUUCAAAGACAAUGGCAUUGUUACGUGUCUGUCCCUAUGUACUGAGUCAGUAAACGUUACGAUGUGGUAAUGCAUCUUAAUCACCUCCUCAUUGCUAGCCCGAGCCAGUGGUUGGGAACGGCGUGGCCGUCCCCCGGGCCCAGGGGCCGUGGGUAGUGUUGACGAAUGCCCCUCAUUAUAUCGGCUAUUGAUUCCAGAGCCUAACAACGACAGCAGAUCUAUCUGGCCGCCAGCAUGCCGGGGCGACGCUCCAUCAACAGUUCCCGGAUCCUCCUCAAGACGGCAGUGCGAUCGAUAUAGAGACAAACAUACGACUUCAUCCUACUAUAAACAGAUGCUAUUUUAUCGUAUGACAACGUAGUGAUUCGGAGGCCACUCACUCCAAAAAAUGAGCUAGAAGAGAUAAACUCCGUGAUUUGUUUCAAAUCAACCACAAUUACUGCCAAAGAGCGAGUGACAUUUAGAUACAGUAGAUAGAAUUUCCUGUCUAUGUGUACGAAUACUCUCAGGAGUUUGUGACGCACACCACGUGGGAUAUGUCAGCCUCUAACGUGUGACGCCUCUAAAACGUAUUGUCAUGUCUAGACUGACCGAUAUGGAUACCAUCAGCCCCUUUGACCACAUGUCCCCAAAGAAAAAGUCUCACGGCUCCACCAUUGACAUCCAUGUGGAAUAUGACCGGAAGGAUUCGGCCACAUCAGGAACCACAUCCGCUUCCUCUCCAAGAAUGAGCCCAUGUUCCGUGGAAUCUGGGUCACCGUACCUUCUCAGAAAAGUCAGUGGUGAUCGGCGUUCUGUCCGACCAGGUGCCCCUUCAGAGCCGAAUGAGUACAACUUUAACUACCAUAAACGGGGCCUGUUUCUGAUCAUCAAUAACAAGAACUUCCACCCCUCCACGGGACAGGUGACCCGGGAAGGUACCAACGUUGACGCAGAACGCCUGGAAGAAAGAUUCCAAGAUCUGGGGUUUGAAGUCAGACGUUACAACGACGUAGCAAGCUCCAAGAUCACUAAGAUAAUGUACGACGCCUCGGAGUACGACCACUCGGACUGUGACUGUUUCGGCUGUGCCAUCCUCAGCCACGGUAUUGAGGGCCGUAUCUACGCCACGGACGGCAUACUGCCUCUGGAGAUGCUGAUUGUCCCAUUUAAGGGUGAGCGCUGCCCAACACUGGUCGGCAAGCCAAAACUCUUUUUCCUCCAGGCGUGCCGCGGAAUAAGUAACGAAGCUUCCCUUGACCUCACAGACAGCGUGUCAGACAGAAGUGGCUACUCCGAAGAGUUCGAAUCUUGUAUGCAUCCUUUGAGGAAAAUCCCUGUGGAGGCAGAUUUCUUGUUUUCUUACUCCACAGUUCCAGGCUGCUACUCGUGGAGGAAUAACCAGGAUGGGUCAUGGUUUAUACAGGCCUUGUGUAUUGUCCUGGAAAAUUAUGGACCAAAAAUGGAACUCCUUCAUAUGCUGACCCAAGUGAACAGAAUAGUGACUUACGAAUUCGAGUCCUGUACUGACGAGGAGUUCACAGAGAACAUUAAACAGAUGCCUUGUAUUGUGUCCAUGUUGACUAGAUAUGUUUACUUCCGGCCCAAGAAACCAGACAUCCGGGAUUAAGGGACUACAGCAUUCUGUGUUAGUGUUGAAGGCAGCCUUCAUCCUCAUUAUAACCAUGUAAACAUGCUUCUGUGAGCCUUGGUACAGGGAUGUAUAUCUAAGUGUCAUAUACCAGUAUGUCAAUAUAUGUGUAAUGCCGGAACCAGUCAACUACAAAACUAAGCUAAUUUAGUGAAAAUAGCAAAUCUGAAAAUGUGAAAUUGCAUAGAAAUUAACAUUGGAAAUGGAGCAAGUCUAAAAUACAUGAAUGAGAAAGGUAAACCAAUAGGGGUUGUUUGUAAUGACCUUAGAUGUUAAUAGGACGUUAAACAAAAUAAACCAAACUGCCAAAUAUUACUAUCUUUGUAUGAGGACCUUGAAUUGUUAACAGAUAUAUUCAAAUGAAAUCGAGAUUUCUUGCCUUUUGUGAGGACAUUUUAUAAACAAAAGUAUUUUCUACCUUACGUAAGUAAUGCAGAUGUUAUAUACAUUUUCACACAACGGCAGCCCUUUGUUCGGGUUAUAGAUUUUGAUAUACACCGUACAUGGUGCAUCAUCUAAAACGUACAUACCAAUCCCUAUAACACUGGUUUAGACCACUACUCCAUCGCUUAGGCUGUAAUGCAGUACUAUCUUCCAGGUAAUCAUUGUCAAUACGUAUGCAGUCAAACACUGUUGCUCAUUCUCUAUAUAUUUUUAUUGUGGUUUUGGUUUGUAUUGUAAUGAAGAAGAGUAAUAGAGUAUUUCACAGUGUUCUUCUAGUUAUCCAUCCAAGCUGUCUUGCCCGCUGACAGAUUCUUUCCGUGUCAUGCAGGUAUUCGGUCUAGAUAUACUUUGAACAUGUCAGGACGGACCUUAAACCUGUCAGUAUAUGUUUCCCUCGGCGUAGACGGACCUUGAACUUGUCAGUAUGUCAGUUUCCAUCGGUUUAGACAAACCUUGAACUUGUCAGUAUAUAUGUUUCCAUCGGCCAAGACGGACCUUGAACUUGUCAGUAUGUCAGUUUCCAUCGGCCAAGACGGACCUUGAACCUGUCAGUAUGUCAGUUUCCAUCAGUCUAGACGGACCUUGAACCUGUCAAUAUAUGUUUCCCUCGGACUAGACGGACCUUGAACUUGUCCGUAUAUGUGUUUCACUCGGUCUAGACAAACCUUGAACCUGUCCGUAUAUGUGUUUCCCUCGGUCUAGAUAAACCUUGAACCUGUCAGUAUAUAUGUUUCCCUCGGCCAAGACGGACCUUAAAUAUGUCAGUAAAUAUAUUUCUCUAGGUCUAGACGAACCUUAAACCUGUCGGUAUGUGCGUUUCCCUCGGCGUAGACGGACCUUGAACCUGUCAGUAUAUAUGUUUCCAUCGGUCUUGACGGACCUUGAACUUGUCAGUAUGUCAUUUUCCAUCGGCCUAGACGGACUUUAUACCUGUCUUAAUAUAUGUUUCCCUCGAUCUAGACGGACUUUGAACCUGUCAGUUACCACGAAGAUGUGAGGGAUGAUCUGAGGUUGUCCGACCUAAAUAUAAAUCAAAUGACGUUGUCAUAACUAUAUGGAGUAACAAUCCGAGAAUAAAUUGUAAUUGUUAUUAAUUUUAUAGAGUAACAGUCCUCAAGUGAAUUAUCAUUGUUAUUUGAAGAGUAACAAUCUUAAAGUGAAUGGUAAUUGUUUCUUAUAGUGUAACAAUCCGAGAGUGAAUAAGCAUUGUUUUUUACGGAGUAACAAUCCUAAAGUGAAUGGUCAUUGCUAUUUACGGAGUAACAAUCCAGGAGCUCGUGAUACACGUAACACUCCCCAUACCAAAUCGUACUUAAAACGUUGCUUUGAUCGCACCAUAUAUCAUAUAAUCCUGUCACAAUAAAACAAUACAAUCCAG
Molecule: messenger RNA, 3515 nt
Organism: Pecten maximus
Lineage: Eukaryota; Metazoa; Mollusca; Bivalvia; Pectinida; Pectinidae
Product: caspase-3-like
Exons: 5
Coding region: 641-1672 (343 amino acids)
Biological process (GO): apoptotic process; proteolysis
Cellular component (GO): cytoplasm
Source: RefSeq, a predicted model, not a curated record